This is a messenger RNA of Odobenus rosmarus divergens (Pacific walrus), 1003 nucleotides long. It is a transcript of the gene MSANTD1, whose product is annotated as Myb/SANT-like DNA-binding domain containing 1. Gene Ontology annotation, cellular component: nuclear body. The coding region runs from base 73 to 870 and encodes 265 amino acids. NCBI's taxonomy places the organism in Eukaryota, Metazoa, Chordata, Mammalia, Carnivora, Odobenidae. Gene Ontology annotation, biological process: positive regulation of DNA-templated transcription. The transcript has 4 exons. The record is from RefSeq and is a predicted model, not a curated record.
AGGUCCUGCCGGAUACCCAGUCCCCGGCCCUCUGCCUCCCCAUCCCUCGGAGACUGAGGGUCCCAGCAGGCCAUGCAGCUGUGCCAAGGUGCCUCCAGCAUGGCAGCGGCCGAAGUGCCCGGCUACCUCGUGUCCCCUCAGACAGAGAAGCACCGGCGCGCCCGCAACUGGACGGACGCGGAGAUGCGUGGCCUCAUGCUCGUCUGGGAGGAGUUCUUCGACGAGCUGAAGCAGACCAAGCGCAACGCCAAGGUGUACGAGAAGAUGGCCAGCAAGCUGCUGGAGAUGACCGGGGAGCGCCGGCUGGGCGAGGAGAUCAAGAUCAAGAUCACCAACAUGACCUUCCAGUACAGGAAAUUAAAAUGCAUGACAGAUAGCGAGUCCGUCCCGCCCGACUGGCCCUAUUACCUAGCCAUUGAUAGGAUUCUGGCCAAGGUCCCCGAGUCCUGUGAUGGCAAACUGCCGGACGGCCAGCAGCCGGGGCCCUCCACGUCCCAGACCGAGGCGUCCCUGUCGCCGUCUGCUAAGUCCACCCCUCUGUACUUACCGUAUAACCAGUGCUCCUACGAAGGCCGCUUCCAGGACGAUGGCUCCGACAGCUCCUCCAGCUUACUGUCCCUUAAGUUCAGGUCGGACGAGCGGCCCGUGAAGAAGCGCAAGGUGCAGAGCUGCCACUUCCAGAAGAAGAAGCUGCGGCUGCUGGAGGCCAUGCUGGAGGAGCAGCGCAAGCUGAGCCGUGCCAUGGAGGAGACGUGCCGGGAGGUGCGCCGCGUGCUGGACCAGCAGAACCUCCUGCAGGUGCAGAGCCUGCAGCUGCAGGAGCGCAUGAUGAGCCUGCUGGAGAAGAUGAUCGCCAAGUCCAACGUGUAGGCUGCCGGGCGGGUAGGCGGGCGGGCAGCCAGGGCCAGGCAAGCCGGCCACACGACACGGGCCAGCCGGGCCAGGCCGGGUCCCAGAGGAGGCAGACGGCCUCCUGCUGGCCCCUGGGGCUGCUCCCGGUUCG